AUGCGAGCCAUCCUCUUCCUCGUUCUUCUCGUCGCCAUCUCGUGGACUCUUCUCGACGUCGUCGACUCGAAGGGCGUUCCGGCGAAGCGCGUCAAGAGACAGUACUACGGUGGAUACGGUGGAUACGGAUACGGAGGCGGCUGCAACUGCCCCACCUAUGCUCCAUGCCCGCACGGUGAGCAUAGGAUCAGAUGUUCCGCCGGCUAAACUUGAACUUACAGGCGGAUACUACGGUGGAUACGGUGGCGGAUAUGGCGGAUACGGUGGCUACGGCUACAAGAAAUAA
Messenger RNA from Caenorhabditis sp. 36 PRJEB53466, 286 nucleotides. NCBI's taxonomy places the organism in Eukaryota, Metazoa, Nematoda, Chromadorea, Rhabditida, Rhabditidae. The record is from the annotation of a GenBank genome assembly.